AAAAGGCUCUAUUCGUUGAAUCAGAAAGCUCUAGAAACCUCAAAACCCUCACACUUUGAAGAAUUCCCUUUUUAUUUCGCCCGAACCUCAAAACUAAACUUCUCAAUUUGCUUUUGCUUAUUGGAAAUCAGGAAAAAUGGCAACGUUCGAGGAAGCACCGGCAGGUAAUCCCAAAGCCGGAGAGAAAAUCUUCAAAACCAAGUGCGCUCAGUGUCACACCGUCGAUAAAGGCGCUGGUCACAAACAAGGACCCAACUUGAACGGUCUCUUUGGAAGACAAUCUGGUACAACUCCAGGUUACUCUUACUCUGCUGCAAACAAGAACAUGGCUGUGAUCUGGGGAGAGAAUACGUUAUAUGAGUACUUGCUCAAUCCUAAGAAGUAUAUUCCUGGGACGAAGAUGGUUUUCCCUGGGUUGAAGAAGCCACAGGAUCGCGCAGAUCUAAUAGCUUAUCUGAAGGAAUCAACUGCAUGAAGAUCUCUUUGGAAAAUCAUUAUAUUUUUGCUAGUGUUACACAUUUUAUAUUUUUAAAGUCAUCCUUUUGCCGAUCAAAUAACACCACAUACUUUAUCAUGCCAUUCUUCUGGUUGUGCAAGCCAGUCUUGAGGAAUUUGGUCAAGAGUUUGUCAUUUGAAGUCUUUUCAAAUCUUUACGAAAUCAUGAAUGUGUUUGGUGUUUGGAGCCAGUUCGUUGUGAACAGCUUUCAUAUCGGUCAUCGGUUGUACCUUAAUUGCAAGGAGGGGAGUAUAAACUUAUCAUAAGGGGGUGUGGUGUUAAACACGAAUAUACUGCAACGAAUCCGAUUAUCGGUUUUCAAUAAUGAAAUCCAUUUUCUUCUGCUAAGUAAGCAAUAAAGCAAGAUAAUUCAUGUUA
Nicotiana tabacum (common tobacco) is the source of this 874-nucleotide messenger RNA. Its product is annotated as cytochrome c. The record is from RefSeq and is a predicted model, not a curated record. Lineage: Eukaryota; Viridiplantae; Streptophyta; Magnoliopsida; Solanales; Solanaceae. Gene Ontology annotation, molecular function: electron transfer activity; heme binding.